Castor canadensis (American beaver) is the source of this 2361-nucleotide messenger RNA. It is a transcript of the gene Acsm5, whose product is annotated as acyl-CoA synthetase medium chain family member 5. Gene Ontology annotation, cellular component: mitochondrial matrix. Gene Ontology annotation, biological process: fatty acid biosynthetic process; acyl-CoA metabolic process. Gene Ontology annotation, molecular function: fatty-acyl-CoA synthase activity; fatty acid ligase activity. NCBI's taxonomy places the organism in Eukaryota, Metazoa, Chordata, Mammalia, Rodentia, Castoridae. The record is from RefSeq and is a predicted model, not a curated record.
GCUGAGUCAACAACUCGCUUUCCCCAACGUCCUGAGGAAACAGAAUUAUAGGCCUUCAGGUCUACCCUUCCACUGAAGCACAGGACAGAUGCCUUUUGCAUUUCCUGGGUUCAAGAGCAAGGUAGCUGUUGACCAACGACAUGAGGCUGUGGUUGAGAGGCCUGGUCCUCCAGGCACUGAGGAACUUCAGGGGAGUCUGUGGGGUUCAUGGGCCGCCACCACCUGUACCUGCCCCUCAGAUUAUGGCCACCUGGGAAGCCAUCAACCUGGGGAAGAAGCCGGUGCCUGAGUACUUCAACUUUGCCCAUGAUGUGCUAGAUGUGUGGAGUCAACUGGAAAAGGAUGGGCACCGGCCCCUGAAUCCUGCAUUCUGGUGGGUGGAUGGCACAGGAGCAGAGGUCAAAUGGAGCUUUGAGGAGCUGGGGGAACAGUCCAGGAAGGCCGCCAAUGUUCUGGGGGGUGCGUGUGGCCUGCAACCUGGGGACAGAAUGAUGUUGGUGCUCCCAAGACUCCCAGAAUGGUGGCUGAUCAGCGUGGCUUGCAUGAGGACAGGUGUUGUCAUGAUUCCGGGUGUCACCCAGCUGACAGAGAAGGACCUCAAGUACCGACUACAGAUAUCCAGGGCCAAGUCCAUCAUCACCACCAACUCCCUAGCUCCACAUGUGGAUGCCAUUAGUGCAGACUGCCCCUCACUCCAAACCAAGCUGCUGGUGUCAGACAGUAGUCGUCCAGGCUGGAUGAACUUCAAGGAACUCCUGCGAGAAGCAUCUACAGGGCACAACUGUGUGAGGACCAAGAGUCGAGAUACACUGGCCAUCUAUUUCACCAGUGGGACGACGGGGAACCCCAAGAUGGUUGAGCACUCCCAGAGCAGCUACGGACUGGGUUUUGUGGCCAGUGGAAGGAGGUGGGUGGCCUUGACUGAAUCGGACAUCUUCUGGAACACGACUGACACUGGUUGGGUGAAGGCAGCCUGGACUCUCUUCUCUGCCUGGGCCAAUGGAGCUUGUAUUUUUGUGCAUGAAUUGCCCCAAGUUGGUGCCAAAGUUAUCCUGAAUACUCUCACCAAGUUCCCGGUAACCACACUCUGCUCUGUCCCAACCAUCUUUCGGCUGCUUGUGCAGGAGGAUCUGACUAGAUACAGCUUUCAAAGCCUGCGUCACUGUUUGACGGGAGGAGAAGCCCUAAACCCUGAUGUGAGGGAGAAGUGGAAGAGCCAGACAGGCCUGGAGCUACACGAAGGCUAUGGACAGUCUGAAACGGUUCUAAUCUGUGCCAAUCUAAGAGGUAUGAUGAUCAAGUCUGGAUCCAUGGGGAAAGCAUCACCACCUUACGAUGUCCAGAUUGUGGAUGAUGAGGGCAAAGUUCUACCUCCAGGAGAAGAGGGGAGUGUCGGUGUCCGUGUGAGACCCACCCGACCCUUCUGUUUCUUCAAUUGCUAUUUGGAGAAUCCUGAGAAGACAGCCGCAUCAGAACGAGGAGAUUUUUACCUCACAGGGGACCGAGCCCGCAUGGACAAGGAUGGCUACUUUUGGUUCAUGGGGAGAAGUGAUGAUGUAAUCAAUUCUUCAAGUUACCGGAUCGGGCCUGUUGAGGUGGAAAGUGCACUUGCUGAGCAUCCAGCUGUCCUUGAAUCUGCUGUGGUCAGCAGCCCAGAUCCCAUCCGGGGGGAGGUGGUGAAGGCAUUUGUAGUCCUUAGUCCAGCCUACUCCUCUCAUGACCCAGAGGCAUUGAUCCGGGAACUCCAGGACCACGUGAAGAGGAUGACUGCCCCAUACAAGUACCCCAGGAAGGUGGCUUUUGUUUCAGAACUGCCAAAGACUGUUUCUGGAAAGAUCCAAAGGAGUAAAUUGAGAAACCAAGAGUGGGGGAGAUGAGGUGCAAACCCAGGAAAAUCCCCUAGUCCUCUGAAGAUUCUGAGAGGAAGUGAUGAGAUUGCUGGCCAGCCCCUGCUUGGCCCAUAGGCAUCAAAGAAGCUCAGCUUGCAAAUGGCCAUCUCCAGCAUCGUUGGAUGAUCCAGGAAAAGAACAGAAGUGCAUCUCUGACCCAGAGUGUGGGAGACUGAGGCAGUGGAAGGAGGCCUUGACAUGAGCACCACUAUGUCAAGGGCCUCUUGGCUGAUAGGCAUGGACCCAGCCAAGGGGAGGCAAGGUUCAACAAGGCUGCUUUGCAAGAGAAAUAGGACAUGCUGAACUGGUCAGGACAUGCACAGCUGCUCUGUUCCUGCCACCUACGCAACUGGACCCAUAAGAACUCGACCUGUAUUUCACCCCACUUUCUCAUACAUGCUGUAUAAAUAAAUGUGCUUGGAGGUAGAGAGGGUUGCCAGCAUCUCUCAUGAGGAGUGUAGACCCACCUGAU